Messenger RNA from Argentina anserina (silverweed cinquefoil), 1511 nucleotides. RefSeq names its product disease resistance protein RUN1-like. Bases 84 to 785 code for a protein of 233 amino acids. The record is from RefSeq and is a predicted model, not a curated record. NCBI's taxonomy places the organism in Eukaryota, Viridiplantae, Streptophyta, Magnoliopsida, Rosales, Rosaceae. Gene Ontology annotation, biological process: signal transduction. The transcript is spliced from 2 exons.
CGGCGCCCCUCGAAACGUAUAGUUAUAUUUCAAUACCCGGUAAGGCCGACCCUAAUCCAACCCUUGUUCGAGUGAUCAAUCCAAUGAAUUCCCGUAUGCUAACCAUCCUUCUCCCCAUUCUUUUCCUUACUUUUCUUCUACUACUUUUUCUUCUUCUUCUGCUACAUCGACGUACUCGACGUACUCGGUCAUCGGACUUGGACUCAGGUGACAUCCAUAUCAGCAUCCAAUCAUCACCUUCAACCCUUAAUUUAGAGUCCGAGGUGUUUCCAGCAGUUCAUUCCACAAACACCCACAUACAAUCUUCAUCGUCUUCUUCAUCCAGUAGCUCAGAAUUUGACCACGACGUCUUCCUCAGUUUUAGGGGUGACGACACCCGCAAAAGCUUUACGGAUCAUCUGUAUUAUGCUUUGAAUAAGAAAGGAAUCAAUACUUUUCGGGAUGCUGAAAUUCUUAUAAAAGGAGAAGCCAUCAAACAAAGACUCGAGAAAGCAAUUGAAAGAUCAAAGUUUGCAGUGGUCAUUCUUUCAAAACACUACGCUGAUUCAAAGUGGUGUUUGGAUGAACUUGCACAUAUCAUCAAGUGCAAAGAAGAGAAGGAACUGAAAGUCUAUCCGGUCUUUUAUGAUGUCGAACCAUCCGAGGUCAGAAACCAAACUGGAAAGUUUGGUGAUGCGUUUGCUCGUCAUGCUGCGAAUCUCGAGCGCACGAGGAAGUUGGAAAAUUGGAGGUCCGCUUUGAAGAAAAUAGCCGGUCUCGCGGGAUGGGAUUUGUGCGGAAGGUAAACUAAAUAGGCGGCUCCCUUCCUCAAAUCUUUUAGUGAAGCUACGUAGAACGGAAUCGCUCAUCAGCCUACGAUUCGCGCUUCUGAAGCGGAAACGAAUCGGAAGCGGCCGGAAUCGUCCAGAAUCGCGAUUCCGAGAAAAGUAUGUUUGGGUGUGCGUUGGAAUCGUACGAUUCCAAUUGAGAAGCGCGGUGGUGAAGUUAAUCAUGGAAUCGCGAGGGAGAAUUCUGGAGACCCAGAUCGAAAUUCGACUUCCAUUCGUGAAUUGAUCCAAAAUAGACGCAUUUAUCUUUGCCUGGGUUUCAUUUGAAACCAAGCGGGCGGAGUCGUGGCUAUUGCAGUGAUCGGAUAUUUACUGGGUUUUGGAUUGAGAAAGCAGCAAAUUGUGUAUCAGUGUCAGUGGUACAACGUGAGGAGAAUUAUCAGAAGCAAGCCGAUGAGGAAGAAGAGGAAGAAGAGGAAAGGAAAAGAAUUUGCGAGGAUUAGGCGAGAAGAGGAAGAAGAUGAAUGAUUUGAGAUAGAGAGAAAAUCGAUGUGUCAUUAAGCACGAGCAGACGGAGGAGUCUGUUUCCAACCCAUUGAUAUUGCUAUUCUAUUACGUGGUUUGGUCAAAGUUCACCGCUUUUAACUUAAUUACCAAUUUUAUGAUCAGAUGUUAUACAGUAUAUGCAUAGUUUUCUUCUUCUUUUCUUUUUCUUUUUGUUAUUUGAUUGAUAUGCAUUAGGGC